Molecule: messenger RNA, 3194 nt
Organism: Neltuma alba
Lineage: Eukaryota; Viridiplantae; Streptophyta; Magnoliopsida; Fabales; Fabaceae
Product: linoleate 13S-lipoxygenase 3-1, chloroplastic
Exons: 7
Coding region: 197-2905 (902 amino acids)
Biological process (GO): lipid oxidation
Molecular function (GO): metal ion binding; protein binding; oxidoreductase activity, acting on single donors with incorporation of molecular oxygen, incorporation of two atoms of oxygen
Source: RefSeq, a predicted model, not a curated record
AUUCAACUUAUAAAACCGAUUGAUUCAUUCACAAAAUCCAACCCAACCUUCUCAAAAAGAAAAGAAGAACAAGUGAAUGCGUUUUGUUUCAUUGUCCCACCUUUUUUAAAUCUUACUAUCACAGAUCCCUCCUUCUCAUUCAUUUCUGAUCUUUUUCUGAAGAGUUAGCAAAUCGAGAACACAGAAGCAAACCCAAAUGGCCCUUGCCGGAGAAAUCAUGGGCUCUCCAUUGAUGGAGAGAUCCUCUUUUGUUUCUUCCUCACAAAUGCUUCUGAAUCAUAGUUUUCCACAGAUUGCCUUGAAGAAUACGAGGUUCCUGAGGUUGAAGAAGACUCUCAAUGUUCCUGUGGCGGCUGUUAGCGAGGAUUUGAUGAGAGGCCCUUCUGUGUCGGCAGAAGAAAAGGCUGUGAAAUUCCAAGUGAGAGCGGUCGUCACAGUGAGGAACAAGAUCAAAGAGGAUUUCAAAGACACCAUUAUGAAACAUUUUGAUGCUCUCACUGAUAAAAUAGGAAUGAACAUUGUUCUUCAGCUUAUCAGCACAGAGAUAGACCCGAGAACAAAGGGUCCAAGGAAGAGCAAAGAAGCAGUUCUGAAGGACUGGUCUGAGAAAUCAAAUGUUCGAGCAGAGAAAGUGAAUUACUCAGCAGAAUUCAUGGUGGAUUCAGAUUUCAUGGAGGCCGGAGCUAUUACUGUGACCAACAAACAUCAGAAAGAGUUCUUUUUGGAAACUAUAACAAUCGAAGGCUUUCCCAGUGGUAAACUUCAUUUCCCCUGCAAUUCCUGGGUUCAGCCCAGAAAACACGAUGCUCAUCCCAGAGUUUUCUUCUCUAACAAGCCAUAUCUACCGAACGAUACGCCAAGUGGGGUUAGACCACUGAGAGAGAAGGAACUGAAAAAUCUGAGAGGAGACAGAAAAGGAGAACGAAAGCUAAGCGAUAGGAUUUAUGAUUUUGAUGUGUACAAUGAUCUGGGCCUUCCAGAGUCUGGUCUUGACCUUACCAGACCAACACUUGGAGGAUCCCAAGACUAUCCGUACCCAAGACGGUGUCGUACCGGUCGUCCCCCAACUGAUACAGACAUGAAUGCUGAGUCUCGUGUGGAGAAGCCAUUGCCAAUGUACGUUCCCAGAGAUGAACAGUUUGAAGAGUCUAAGAAACAAGCUUUCUCUCACAUGAGGCUCAAAGCUCUGUUUCAUAGCUUAAUCCCUGGUCUAAAGGCUAAACUUUCUGAUGAUAAUCAUGACUUCAAUGACUUCUCUGAUGUGGAUGCCCUUUAUGUUACUGAAGGGUUUCUCCUCAGAUCUUUAAAAGAUGCAGACUUUGUCAGAAAAAUACCAGAAUGUAGCCUCAAACUUCUUAAGUUUGACACUCCCAAGAUCAUUUCCAAGGACAAAUUCGCUUGGAUGAGAGAUGAUGAGUUUGCUCGCGAAGCAAUAGCAGGAGUUAAUCCUGUUAACAUUGAGAGGCUUCAGGUUUUCCCACCAGUAAGCAAGCUUGAUCCUCAGGUGUACGGAAACCUAGAGUCUGCCAUUAAAGAAGAGCACAUUUUAGGUCAAAUUAAUGGCAUGACAGUACAGAAGGCAAUAGAGGAGAAUAAGCUGUUUAUCUUGGAUUACCAUGAUAUAUACCUCCCAUUUAUUGAUAAAAUCAAUGCCCUUGAUGAUAGAAAAUGCUAUGCCACACGCACCAUUUUCUUCUUGACUCCCCUAGGAACACUCAAGCCUAUUGCUAUAGAACUUAGCCUUCCUUCCGGGACACCGACUUCGCGAUCAAAACGUGUCGUUACACCCCCGGCUGAUGCUACCACCAGUUGGAUAUGGCAGCUGGCCAAGGCUCAUGUCUGUAACAAUGAUGCUGGUGUGCACCAACUUGUUAACCAUUGGCUGCGCACACAUGCUUGUUUGGAGCCCUUUAUAUUGGCUACUCAUAGACAAUUAAGUGCAAUGCAUCCUAUCUUCAAGCUGUUAGAUCCCCACAUGAGGUACACAUUGGAGAUGAAUGCGCAGGCUCGUCAAAGACUAAUCAAUGGAGGGGGAAUCAUUGAGGCUUCCUUCACUCCUGGUCCAUACUGCAUGGAGCUCAGUUCUUCUGCUUACAAAAACUUCUGGCGCUUCGACAUGGAGGCCCUACCCGCCGAUCUCAUUCGCAGAGGAAUGGCAAAACCUGACCCAACACAACCACAUGGUCUAAAGCUCCUCAUAGAAGACUACCCUUAUGCUUCUGAUGGCCUAAUGAUCUGGUCUGCGAUUGAGAGUUGGGUGCGAACCUAUGUGAACCGUUACUACCCAAGUUCAAGCCUAAUUUGCAGCGACAAGGAGCUCCAGUCAUGGUACAAUGAAGCAAUUAACGUAGGACAUGCUGAUCUUAGCAACAAAACCUGGUGGCCUACACUGAACAAAACAGAUGAUCUUGUCUCCAUUCUCAGUACCUUGAUUUGGAUCGCGUCUGCCCAACAUGCUGCUCUUAAUUUUGGACAGUACCCUUAUGGAGGGUACGUCCCAAAUCGCCCGCCUUUAAUGAGAAGAUUGAUCCCAGAAAAAGGUGAUCCAGAGUACGCAAAUUUUGUAGCAGACCCACAAAAGUAUUUCUUGAGAUCAUUACCUAGUUUGUUGCAAGCUACGAGGUAUAUGGCUGUUGUGGACAUCUUGUCUCUUCACUCGCCUGAUGAAGAAUACUUGGGAGAGAGGCGACCGGAAUCAUGUUGGACGGGUGAUUCCGAGAUGAUCAGAGCCUUCCAUGGAUUCUCAGAGAAGAUAAGAGAGAUAGAGAAGGAGAUUGAGAGAAGAAACUCUGAUUCUAACUUGAAAAACCGGUGUGGGGCUGGAGUGUUACCUUAUGAAUUGCUAGCUCCUAGCUCUGAUUCUGGUAUUACAUGUAGAGGCAUUCCCAAUAGUGUAUCAAUAUAAUUAGAGGCAUAUAAUACAAAUUAGCAUAUAUUUUAUUUUGAGGGAUGAAAAUGUAUAAUCCCUAAAUAAUGUUGAGGAAAAAAAAAUUAAAAACUCGAGGGCAUGUUCUUGCCAGUCCUCUUUUCCUAGUGCAUACAAGUAGAUAAUACUUAGAUUAGUGCAUGGUGAUUGGAUAUAUAGGUUGUAUAUGAAAUAGAGCUUAAUUGAGGAUGAGGAUGUUUUUGUAUUUCAUAGAAAAGAUUAUCAAUUUCAUUUAUGCUUUGUUUUGUAUCUUUAAAGCAUCAUGAAA